Agrilus planipennis (emerald ash borer) is the source of this 3586-nucleotide messenger RNA. RefSeq lists its product as uncharacterized. Bases 160 to 3147 code for a protein of 995 amino acids. Gene Ontology annotation, cellular component: autophagosome. NCBI's taxonomy places the organism in Eukaryota, Metazoa, Arthropoda, Insecta, Coleoptera, Buprestidae. The record is from RefSeq and is a predicted model, not a curated record. Gene Ontology annotation, molecular function: GTPase activator activity. The transcript is spliced from 7 exons. Gene Ontology annotation, biological process: activation of GTPase activity; regulation of autophagosome maturation.
UCUUGUAGGUUAGAUAAACAUAAAAAUAAUACUGGUAAUAAGUUCACAUAAGUUUAGUAGUUGACGUUUUAUGAGGACAGUUUAAAAUGAGGGUAAAAUUGACAUAGUUAAAGUUAAAUUAAAAGGUUUAUUUGUUGUAAAUCUUAAUUAGAGUGAUGUAUGUAUAGUGUUUUCUUAAAAAUAUGUCUUAAGCACAUUAUCGGUUUUUUAAAUGUUGAAGUUUAUAUAUCAAGUAAUAAUUACAUUAAAAUGUCAGGAAUAUUAGGAUUUGGAAGAGAAGCAGUAAGAAUAAAAGUAAAGAAAUAUGAAGGAACUCAACUCCCUGAUUAUAGAAAAUUCAGUGUUGACCCUCAGAUAACAUCUUUUGAAGUGUUGCAAAGUAUAUUAUCGAAAGCAUUUGAUCUUAAAAGUGACUUUGCUAUUAGCUAUUCAAUGCAAGAUGUUCAAGGAAAUGAAAUAUACAUGCCUCUACUUUCUGAUUGGGAAUUGGAUGCAGCAUUUUUAAAAGCUCAUAAUUUGUCUUUGAACAGCAAUGCUGAACCUUGUCUUUCAUUACGUGUUGAUUUAAAACCGUUUGAAGAAUGCUCUGAUGAUUGGGAAGUUAGGAACAAUGUUCCAGUUAUUACACAACUUAGAACAGGAACAGCUCAAGAAGCUAAACCCUCUCCCCGCUUCCAUGGCAUUAUCAAUCAGAUGGGGAAAACGUUUAAUAUGGUUCAAAAAGUAUUAAACUUCGGUGAUGAUGGUAGUGCGUCGUUGCAACCCCCACGACCUCCUCUUUCUGAUUCCGAGUUUCGAAGGUUCCUCGACCCUGUGGGUCAAAUUACGCAUACCAAAGAAUUAAAAUCUGUGAUUUAUUUAGGUGGAAUAGACCCUAGUUUAAGAAAGGUUGUGUGGAAGCAUUUGCUAAACGUUUAUCCUGACGGUAUGACUGGAAAGGAACGAAUGGAUUAUAUUAAAAAAUUAGCGAACGAAUAUAUUAGUUUGAGAGAUACUUGGAAGAAAGCUCUUGCAAGUGGAAAUGUUAAUGGAGAAUUAGGGUAUACAACCGGUAUGGUAAGGAAAGAUGUCCUCAGAACGGACAGGCAUCAUCCUUUUUAUGCAGGAAAUGACGAUAAUCAAAAUAUCACAUCACUGUUUAACAUACUUACAACGUAUGCGCUAAAUCAUCCGAAAGUGAGUUACUGCCAAGGCAUGAGCGACAUAGCGUCCCCUCUUUUAGUAACCAUGGGCGACGAAGCUCAUGCUUACAUUUGUUUUUGUGCACUUAUGUCCAGGCUGUGUUUCAAUUUUAUGUUGGACGGAAUUGCGAUGACCCAAAAAUUUACUCAUCUAGCUGAAGGGAUCAUGUAUUACGACUCAGAAUUUUACAAUUACCUCAAAGUACAUCAGGCUGACGAUCUUCUUUUCUGCUACCGUUGGCUAUUGUUAGAAAUGAAACGCGAGUUUGCCUUCGAAGAUUCUCUUCGUAUGUUGGAAGUCCUAUGGAGCUCACUUCCAGCCAAUCCUCCUCCUAAAGAGCUUAAAUUAUGCGACGUCAAAUUCCAACCGUCUUUAAAUGUUGCGAAGACGCCUCCGAUAAGUCCUCUUUUAAAAACACCAAGAGAAAAUGCCUACACCAAAGUUUGUGCACUCAGGAGACAAAGUUCUUCCAUAUCGUUAAAUAAUUAUCCCACACGAAGUGCUCCUGUUCCCAGACAAAAUCACAGUCUCGACGAAAGUUUGGGCCACAUGAAUAAAAGCAGUUCAAUAUCUUUUUCUGCCAAGUAUCUUAGCCUCGAAGAUGCUAGUUUUAUAAAGGAGGAAGCAACGCAAAAUAAGAAAGGAAGUGAUUUAUCUUCCUGCUCCGAUGAAGUGGUAGAAAAAUUAAAAGAAUUCGAUUCACAUUGUCAAACGAACAUGACAAAUUGUGUCUUAGUACAAAAACCUAAACUGGCUAAUCUGUCUGCAAGUAUGAACAAUAUUGCCGGACUUGGAAAGCGAUCUGGUCACUUCAAGCAACUCAAAGAAAAACUAGUGGCCACUAAUAUGAGUAUGUUUUCAUCCCUAGAAGGUUUAAAUAAAGACAAAGCUGCAUCCAAACAUCAGCAACGAGUCGUCAGAAACUUCAAUGAGUUUUUAUAUUUUGCAUCAUUGAAUAAAAGCAAAAGUUUAGAUAAAUCGGCCAUGUUGGGACGUUCUUCAGAUAAAAAAGAACUCACCAAAUCACUGGAAAAAGUUCAAAGGAUUCGGAGGUACAAUUCUUGUAAUUCCGCCCCAACAAGCCAUAACGACACUUCUGAAGACAACAGUCCUGAAGAAAUAAAUGAAAAGUUUAUUAUUAACAACUUAGACGAACUUGAAACGAGUUCGAGAUUAAUCGAUACACAUUCUGAUGAGAAAAUUGAAUGCGACGUAAAACACAGGCAUGAAGCUGCAACGUUAAAUAGGAGGAAAAAUAAUGUGGAAAUACACGUUACAAAUCCAGUAGAUGGUUUACAAAAAUGGUCUGAGGAAACUGACGUCUUUAGAGAGCAGCAAAACGGAGAAAUGGUGGCAUCAAGCAAUGCAGUAUUAAACACAAAUAAUCAAAAUGUUCAAAGACUGAAAAAAGCACAUUCUGACGAUUCUCAUGCUCAAAACGUUCCGAGGUCUCCAACACACAGAAGUCAAUCAAAAACUCAUAGGAAAAGCGACGAAGUCUUUGUUUGGGAAAAUCCUUUACCGGAACGAAGUCCCAGUUCCAUUUUUAAAAAUAUUAAAGACAAUUUAGACGACGUUAAAGUGGCCCCUUCUUCACCAAUAAACAAGAAACUGUUAAACGUCGACGUAAUGGCUGACGAAGACCUUACAAAUUCUUGCGAAGAGAUCACCGAGGUUAAUAAACAACUACCUGGUUUACUACCUCCUCCAGAUGAAUUCGGGGGCGGUAAUCCGUUCCUUAUGUUCUUGUGUCUUACUGUAUUGCUGCAACAUCGCGAACAUAUAAUAGGCAAAGGGAUGGACUAUAAUGAAAUGGCGAUGCACUUCGACAAAAUGGUCAGAAAACAUGAUGUGAACAAGGUAUUAAAUCAGGCGCGUCAAAUGUAUGCCGGCUAUCUUAAACAACACACUAUGGUGCAAAUUCAUCAUAAAACACAACAGGAAGAAGGAGGAGGAGACUGCUAAAAUACAAAUAGUAUGUAUUUUACAAUUUUUCUUAUUCUUGUUUUGUUUAUAAAGAAGGGUUUCGCUAUUUCAUAUAUUUUAUGGGACAGUAGUUGUCAUUUCAUAUUUCAAACUGUUACUUCCAGUUUAAUAAUCAGAUACAAAACAUUGGCGAUGAUACUACGUUUUCGGUUGUUUAAGAAAAAAACUCGAUAAGUUCUUAUUCAGCUUAAAAGAAUCUGUACUAUAUAAAAACAAAACAAUCCAAACCCCAUAACUAAUAUUAACUUGUAGAAUGCUUCUUGUACGUCACAAAUUGUUUUAAGUGAGGACACUGGCAAAAGUAUUCUUAUUUAAUGCUUCUGUGAUAGCCAGUACUUUUUUAUUCUUAUAUCAAUUUCCUUUUUCUCGUAUUUAAUGAUUUCUAUCACUUAUUUUCUUAUACAAGUAAAUUGUUUAU